Metarhizium brunneum ARSEF 3297 is the source of this 7548-nucleotide messenger RNA. It is a transcript of the gene hpm8, whose product is annotated as Reducing polyketide synthase hmp8. Gene Ontology annotation, biological process: secondary metabolite biosynthetic process; fatty acid biosynthetic process. Lineage: Eukaryota; Fungi; Ascomycota; Sordariomycetes; Hypocreales; Clavicipitaceae. The record is from RefSeq and is a predicted model, not a curated record. Gene Ontology annotation, molecular function: oxidoreductase activity; phosphopantetheine binding; fatty acid synthase activity.
AUGCAAGCGCCAGCACCAUCAAGAGACGACAUUGCCGUCGUCGGCUUGUCGUGCCGCUUCCCGGGCGAAGCAGAUACCGCCGAGCACUUUUGGGAUUUCAUCUGCAAUGGACGUAAUGCAUACUCUGAGAAUCCGGAUCGGUGGACGCCGGAUGCUUUUCACUACGGUGAGAAAAAGAUCAACACCAGUCUGCCCCGGGGAGGGCAUUUUAUGAAGCAAGAUGUGGCCGCCUUCGACGCCAACUUCUUCAACCUCUCCAAGGUCGAGGCCGAGUCCAUGGACCCCCAGCAGCGCAUCAUCAUGGAGGUGACGUACGAGUCCAUGGAGAGCGCCGGCCUCCGCGUCGACGAGCUCGCGGGCUCGCGGACGGGCGUCUUCAUGGCCAGCUUCACAAGCGACUACCGGGAGAUGCUGUACCGCGAUGCCGAGACGGCGCCUCUGUACACCGCAACGGGCACCAGCAACACGUCGACCUCGAACCGCGUCUCGUGGUUCUUCGACCUGCGCGGGCCCAGCUUCACCGUCAACACGGCCUGCUCGUCCAGUCUGGUCGCCUGCCAUCUCGCCUGCCAGAGCCUAUGGAGCGGCGAGACGGAGAGCGCCAUUGUCGGCGGCACCAGCCUGCUGCUGAACCCCGACAUGUUCCUGUACCUCUCCAACCAGCAGUUUCUGGCCCCCGACGGCCAGUGCAAGAGCUUUGACGAGUCGGGCGACGGCUACGCCAGGGGCGACGGCAUCGGCGUCGUCAUCCUGAAGCGAGUUGCCGACGCCCUCCGCGACGGCGACCCGAUCCGCGCCGUCAUCCGUGGCAGCGGAUGCAACCAGGACGGCCAUACAAAGGGCUUCACCAUCCCCAGCGUCGAGGCGCAAGCCUCCCUCAUUGCAGAAACGUACCGCAACGCCGGCCUCUCGCUUGCGGAGACGCGCUACGUCGAGGCUCACGGAACGGGCACCCAGGCCGGCGACACGCGUGAGAUGGAAGGCAUUGCCCGCACAUUCAGCCAGCACCGCACGGCGUCGGACGAGCUGCUGGUGGGAUCAGUCAAGGCAAAUAUCGGGCAUCUCGAAGCCUGCGCGGGACUGGCCUCGCUCAUAAAGUGCGUCUACAUCCUGGAAACGGGCGUGAUACCCCCGACGCCGAGCGUCCGCGUCCUGAAUCCCAAGAUCCGCUGGGAGGAAUGGCAUCUCAAGGUGCCUGCGACACAAACAAUUUGGCCGACCGAAGGCCUGCGGCGGCUCAGCACCCAGGGUUUUGGAUAUGGCGGUACAAACGCGCAUCUGAUCCUCGACGACGCGGCCCAUUAUCUCGAGGCACGCAAACUCAGGGGCCACCACUACACCCGCACACAUCCCCAGACACGGAGACUUUUGACUUCGGCAAUGCAUGAAGCCGUGCCAAAUGACCAGCCGCCACGGCUAUUUCUGUUCCGCGCAAACGAUCGCGAGGGCCUGGGGCGCGUCCGCUCGUCGCUGGCCCAGCAUCUCGAGCAGCUCCUCAAGUCGUGGCCGCAGGACUCGAGAGACGGCGGCGCAUACCUACACAAUCUGGCCUUCACCCUGGCCAGUCGACGGUCCCAUCUCCAAUGGCAGACGUACGCCACAGCCUCCACGCCCUCGGAGCUGCUCCAGGCGCUCCAGCAAGAGGGCGGCGCGUGGGCGGCUCCCGAGACUCGCGUCGCCGCCUCGGCCCCCCGGCUCGGCUUCAUCUUCACCGGCCAGGGCGCGCAGUGGGCUCGCAUGGGCGUCGAGCUGAUGGCGUACCCCGUGUUCCGCCAGAGCGUCGAGGCGUCGGACGAGUUCCUGCGCAGCGCCCUCGGGUGCCCCUGGUCUGCCGUCGACGAGCUGGCCAAGCCGCAGGCCACGUCGCGGCUCUCCGAGGCGGCCUACAGCCAGACGCUCUGCACGGUUCUCCAAAUCGCCACCGUCGACCUGCUCGAGGACUGGAACGUCUGUCCCGCGCGCGUGGCCGGGCACUCGAGCGGCGAGAUCGCCGCCGCGUACUGCCUGGGCGCCCUGACCAAGCACGACAGUCUGCGGGUGGCCUACUACCGCGGGAUCCUGUCCUCGGAGAUGCAGCAGACGCACGGGGAUCGCAGGGGGGCCAUGAUGGCCGUCGGGGCUUCCCCCGAAGAGGUCGAGGCGUGGCUGGCCAAGCUGACCCGGGGACGAGUCGUCGUCGCCUGCAUCAACUCGCCGACCAGCGUCACGGCAUCCGGGGACGCCGCGGGCAUCGACGAGCUUCUCGCCAUGGUCCAAGAGGCCGGCGUGUUUGGGCGCAAGCUGCAGGUGGACGUGGCCUAUCACUCUCACCACAUGCAGUCGGUUUCUUCCGCGUACGCUGAGCUCCUCAAGGAUCUUGCGCCGCUGCCGGCGCGUCCGGGGCGCACCAUGCACUCGAGCGUCUUGGGCCGUGUCAUCGACGCCGCGGAGCUCGGCGCUUCCAACUGGGUGCAAAACCUCGUCUCCCCGGUGCGCUUCUCCGAAGCCGUGUCGAGCCUCCUCUCCGACGGGGACAAGCCGGCCGUCGAUGUGCUCGUCGAGAUUGGGCCGCACGCCGCGCUCAAGGGGCCCGUCCAGCAGAUCCUCCAGGCCCAGGGCGUGUCCGCGCUCAAGUACACGAGUGUCCUCUCCCGGGGACAGAGCGCCGUAAAGACGGCUCUGGCGUGCGCCGGCGAGCUCGUCCUGUCGAGUGUGCCCGUCGCCAUGUCUCGCGUAAACUUGGAGUCCGGGCCGCAGCCGAGUCCGUUGGUCGACCUGCCCCCCUAUCCCUGGAACCGCUCGACUCGAUUCUGGGCCGAGUCGCGUCUUUCCCGAGAGUAUCGGCUGCGCAAGCACGCCCGCCUGCCGCUGUUGGGAAGCCCGUGUCCCACGAUGGGCGCCCGCGAGAGAUACUGGCGCGGCAUGGUGAGGCUGGAGGAGGAGCCCUGGAUCCGGGACCACGAGAUUCAGGGGUCCAUCCUGUAUCCCGGGGCCGGCUUCUUGAUCAUGGCCAUCGAAGCGGCUUCACAGCAUGCAGGCGAGCAGCGCAAAGUAAGCGCAUUCCGACUGCGCGACGUGCACCUCGACGCCGCCUUGGUGGUGACCGAGGACAGCACCGCCGAGGCCAUUCUGCAACUCCGACCGCAUCUUCUCGCGCCGGGCAGCAGCCAGUCGUCCUGGAUGGAGUUUACCGUCAAUUCAUCUAUUGACGGCGGCGAUUUGCGUCAGAACUGCUCCGGCCUCAUCAUGAUCGAGUAUGCCGCCGACGCAGACUCGGCCAUGGACCGCGAGCGUGCCCUGGAGUCGGACAUGGUUUGUGACUGGUACAAGAAAACGUACGUCUCUUGCCAGCAGUCUGUCGACGUGGGCAAGUUCUACUCGCGCCUUGCUUCUCUUGGCCUUGUUUACGGGCCAACCUUUGCAAACGUGACGGAGAUUCGGAGAACGGGCCAGGGCCAGUGUAUCGGCGCCGUCCGUAUUCCGGCCGUGGACAGCCUCGUGCCGCCCGCAUACCGCAGCCAUCCUCACGUCAUCCAUCCGGGGACGUUGGAUGCCGUCUUCCACCUUGCCUUUGCGGCGCUCGAGGACUCGUUGCUUCCGGGCCCCAUGGUCCCAACGACAAUCGACGAGCUGGUCGUGGCAGCAGACACACCAAACACCCCUGGCACUCUGCUUCGCGGAGUCUCGCGCUCCUCUCCUCACGGCUUCAGAGAGCUCAUCUCCGACAUUGACAUGCUGGAUGACCAAAACAGCAGAGCACUUGUGCAAAUCAAGGGGUUCCGUUGCGCCGACGUAUCCGGGGGGCGCAUGACCGAGUCGGAGGCGGCGUCAGCAGAGAGUCGGCCGAUUGGCUUCCGUCUCGAGUGGAAGCCGGCAAUCGACUUGCUGACCGGUGAGCAGCUACGGACAUAUCUUGACCAUUGUGUCAAGCAGGAGGGUGCGUCCAACGUCGCCCGCGCCACAGAGCUGAACAAUCAUGUCCAUCACCUUGAAGAAACUUUACCUCGUGUUGCCGUGGAUCCUGCCAUGGCAAACUUGUCUGACUGGCUGUCGGCCAAGUCUGCAAAACUCACGAAUGGGGCUGCUUCAUCAUCCAAACGUCCAUCCCCCGGCGGUGACAUGCUCGCAAUGAGAGACGCCUUGACCGCAGUGCGAGAAGGAAGCAUUCCAUCACCAGAACAACAAGACAAGAUGUUGAGAGAGGUGGAGCAAAACGGCGCUCUGUCCAUUCUAUUAAAGUCACUCGACGCAUAUAUCGACCUUCGCCAUCAUGCCAAGCCCGACCUGUCGAUUCUUGAGCUGAGCCUGGACUCGGUGCCAUACUCUGUCUUCGCAGCUCUGCCCAGUCGACAUAAGAUUCUCCAGACAGCGCAGUACGCUAUUAGAGUAUCGCAAGAGGGCGUCGCCGACCGCGUCAGGGCCCAGUUUGGGUCUCAGGCUUCCGACAUUGAAGUCUCCGCUGCAGACUUUACAAAGAAACUCGACGAGGCCUUGGGAAAGCACGAUGUCAUUCUCAUAUUUGACCCUGGCUUCAUACACGCAAAGCUAGAGGUCGUUUUGCGCAACGCGCGCAAGCUGUUGAACCCAGGGGGCAGGAUCAUCGUCGCAGAAGUCGGCGAGCCUGGGCUCUACUUGGGCACAGCACUGGGCUGUCUUCAGUGGACAAGAAACCUAGACGUUGCCCAGAGCAGCAGCAGCUGGACAUCGUGUCUCGCGCGCUCGGGACUGACGCCUGCUCUCAAACUCAUUGACAUGGACACAGAGUCCGCCGUUCACGGACACUUCCGCCUGAGUCUCACAGGCAAUGCCGCCGAGUCGGCCAACAGUGACAAUCGCCAGCCGCAGCAAGUCACCCUCAUAGAAUCCGCCAAUGCAUCUGCCACGGCCCAAGCUAUCGCGGCAGCCGUGGCCCAGAAUCUUGAGAAGGCGUCGAUUCCCACAAAGCGCGUCCGUUGGGGCUCCGACGUGUCGCAGCUCAAGGGCCAGCCUUGCAUCGUCCUGACGGACUUGGAGUCUGCGCUUCUCAAGGACCCGGCACCAGAGGAUCUCGCGGCCCUGCAGUCGCUGUUUUCGAAUGCCGAGAGCACCCUCUGGGUGAGUGGUCCCCUGGGGCCCGAUGCUGCUCUGAUCACGGGCCUGUCUCGCAGCGUUUGCAACGAGGCGGCUGACGUCCAUAUACGCACGCUUGAGGUGACUGAUCUGCCUGGCCCCGGGGCAGACAGCUACGCCGACCUGGUCACUCGUGUCUUCCGGUAUAGUGGUCCCGAUACAGAGUUUCGGUGGCAUUCAGACGCGCUGCUUGUCAGCCGCCUGGUCGAGGAUGAGGCCCGAAACAAGGAGAUUGCGCAGCUGCUGGGCCAGGGAGAAAAGGCCGCGGUUGCGACUACGCUACAGGAGAAGCCAGAAGGACUGAAGCUGUGCAUGCGCCAGAUUGGCAUGCUGGACUCUGUUUGCUUUGAGCCCGAUUUGUUGGCUUUGGAGCCCCUGGAAGCAGGCGAAGUGGAAGUCGACGUCAAGGCCUCCGGAGUCAACUUCCGAGAUGUCAUGGUCGCCUUGGGACAGAUCCCGGACCGGGCAUUCGGGUUCGAGGGCGCUGGUGUCGUUCGCCGUGUACAUGCUUCAGAGACGCGCCUCCGCCCGGGAGACCGAGUCGUCUUCCUCGCUCACGGAGCACACCGGACAGUCCAUCGCGUACGUGCCGACUACGCUAUGCCUAUGCCUGAUACCAUGAGCUUUGAAGAGGGCGCGGCCAUUCUCCUCGUCCACACGACAGCUUGGUACGCACUCGUCAAGUCGGCGCGCGCAACAGCCGGCCAGUCAGUCCUCGUUCACGCUGCCGCAGGUGGUGUUGGCCAGGCCGUCCUCAUGCUUGCUCGACAUCUAGGACUACAGGUUUUCGCGACGGUUGGUUCCGAGGAGAAGAGGAAGCUUGUGCACGAAACGUACGGGGUUCCCCACGACCACAUCUUCAACUCGCGAGACGCCAGCUUUGCCAUGGGCGUGAAGCGCAUGACCAAAGGCCGCGGAGUCGAUAUUGUUGUCAAUUCGCUUGCCGGGGAAGCUCUCCGGCAGACGUGGCACUGCCUGGCCCCCUUUGGCACCUUUGUCGAGCUCGGCAUGAAGGACAUCUUGGACAACGCACGCCUGGACAUGAAGCCCUUCCUCCAGGAUGCCACGUUUGUCUUCUUCAACCUGAACCGUGUCCAAAAGGAGCGGCCAGACCUCAUGGGAGAGGCUCUCCGAGAGACAAUGGCCCUUGUACGUUCCGGCGCUCUCAAGCCCGCGACGCCGCUCACCUCGUAUCCCGCGUCUCAGGUGGAAGCGGCAUUCCGCAAGAUUCAAACGGGCCAGCACCUGGGGAAGCUCGUGCUGACAUUCCAGGCGGGAGAUGUUGUCCCCGUCGUCAGACCGGACCUCAGCCUAAGUGACUCUGGCACCUACCUCCUCGUCGGAGGACUCGGCGGCCUGGGCCGGAGUCUUGCACGGCUCUUGGUGCAGCUUGGGGCGCGCCGGCUGUGCUUCUUCUCUCGCUCCGGCGCAGCAAGCAGCGAGGCGCGCGCCCUCGUCAAGGAACUCGAGAUGCAGCAUCGAGUGCGCGUCCUCGUCUGCAAAGGGGACGUGUCCGACGCCGACACCGUAUCCCGCGUCGUCCAGCAAUGCCGGGCGGCUCUUGGGCCUAUCCGGGGUGUCAUUCAGUGUGCCAUGGUCCUCCGUGACGGUCUCUUUGAGAGGAUGGCUCACGAUCAGUGGACCGAAAGCACGCGGCCCAAGGUGCAGGGCACGUGGAACCUGCACGAGCAGAUCCCAGUGUCCGACUUUUUCAUCACGCUGAGUUCCUUUGCGGGCGUCUUUGGAAGCCGUGGGCAGAGCAACUACGCCGCUGCGGGCGCGUACGAGGAUGCCAUGGCACACCAUCGGCAGUCUCUGGGCCAGAGGGCCAUCACCAUCGACUUGGGCAUCAUGCGAGACGUGGGUGUUCUCGCCGAGAACGGCAUCACCGACUAUCUCCGCGAGUGGGAGGAGCCGUUUGGAAUCCGCGAGCCCGAGUUCCAUGCGCUCAUCAAGUCAGCCAUCAUGUCGACGACACAGCCCCUGACUGAACGCUCCGUGGUGCAGAUCCCAACCGGCCUGGCCACGGCCCGGUCUGCGCAGGCAGCCGGUAUAAGCACGCCGUUCUACUUUGAUGAUGCCCGUUUCUCCAUCCUGGCCCAGACACGUACCUCGGCCGGUGCCUCGUCUGCAGCUGGGUCUGGUGACGCCGAUGCCGGCAAGGUUUCUGUGCGAACGCAGCUUUCUCAGGCUCAUUCCGUGGCUGAAGCCGCCGCCGCCGUCCAGACGGUGCUUCUUGAGCGCGUGGCAAGGACCCUUCAGAGCUCCGUGGCGGAAAUUGAUCCCUCCCGGCCACUGCACUCGUACGGUGUAGAUUCCUUGGUGGCCGUGGAAACGGUCAAGUGGAUGUUCAAGACGCUGGACGCUAAGCUGACGGUGUUUGAUGUUCUUUCCAACGUGUCUAUCACGGCGUUGUGCGAGAAGAUUGCAUCCAUGUCUACUUUGGUGAAGUUGAACUAG